AUGUUCUUUUCUAAUCUCUUAAUUUUGGGGGUUGCGGCCGUUGCGACUGUGUCGGCGAGAGCUAUUGGGGAAGUGAAGCCUUGUCGAACCAUCCACGAUUUCAUUCUCUGCUUUGACCUCGAGAUCUUCAUCAAGAUUCCUGUCCGUCUCGGCGCAUUCGAGACCAUUGGAAGCAGCAACAACACCUUCAUCUCUACUCUCCUCCAAACCACCCAACUAACAACCCUCACAGCCAAAGAUCCUUCUACCUCAUCACAACCUCAAUGCGCCUUCCACCCCCACAACCACCUCACCCACGAAAUCUCCCAACGCCCCAUCACCCCUUCUUCCUACACCAACAUCCCCUCCCACGCCUGGCCACACAUCUCGUCCCUCCUGCUCUCGCACUCCAGCUCUCUCACCAGCGGCCCUCCCCUCGCCAAAAACAGCGUCCAGACGCUCCGUCUCUCGUCUCUGACCAACGACGUGACGCUCGAGAGCGUCGUACUGGGCUUAGUCUUCACAGCGCCGGAAAACGAGGUCGGGAAUCUGGAGUUGAGAGAUCUGUCUUCGAACAAGAUGGCGGAGGAACUGGUAGGUGAGAUGCAGGAGGAAGGCGAGGAGAGGAAGUGUGUGCAGGAUGCUGUUAGGAGGGUGGAGGGGGAGAGGCAGGUUGAGGGGGUGUUGGAGAUGAGUGGGAGGGGGAAGAUGGGGUUUUUGGUUUAUAGGGUUGAUUGA
Mollisia scopiformis is the source of this 717-nucleotide messenger RNA. RefSeq lists its product as uncharacterized. Lineage: Eukaryota; Fungi; Ascomycota; Leotiomycetes; Helotiales; Mollisiaceae. The transcript is spliced from 2 exons. The coding region runs from base 1 to 717 and encodes 238 amino acids. The record is from RefSeq and is a predicted model, not a curated record.